Molecule: messenger RNA, 2210 nt
Organism: Dunckerocampus dactyliophorus (ringed pipefish)
Lineage: Eukaryota; Metazoa; Chordata; Actinopteri; Syngnathiformes; Syngnathidae
Gene: hlfb
Product: HLF transcription factor, PAR bZIP family member b
Exons: 4
Coding region: 144-1031 (295 amino acids)
Biological process (GO): regulation of transcription by RNA polymerase II
Cellular component (GO): nucleus
Molecular function (GO): RNA polymerase II cis-regulatory region sequence-specific DNA binding; DNA-binding transcription factor activity, RNA polymerase II-specific
Source: RefSeq, a predicted model, not a curated record
ACGCACAGUCGCGCGCUCCUCUUGUAAGUGAACAGCAGCAGAGACCGUCAGAGUCGGUCCACACGUCCCGCGUCUUCUGCAGUCUUCGCCGAGUUUCGCUUCUGUCGUCUUGUGGGGGUCUUUUGGCUCCUCAAAGAGGCGCCAUGGAGAAGAUGUCCCGAGUGCACGUGAGCGCCUUGAAUCCAUGCUUCCUUCCUGCGGCUUCUCAUGGAGUCCUCAAGUCUCUGCUGGAGAACCCCGUCAAGCUUCCCAUGCACCAUGAAGCUUUCAACAAGGAGAAGGAGGAGAAGCUAGAGGAGGACAACAGCGCCCCCCAGUCGGCCUUCCUGGGCCCCACCCUGUGGGACAAGACGCUGCCCUACGACGGAGACAACUUCCAGCUGGAGUACAUGGACCUGGAAGAGUUCCUGUCCGAGAACGGGAUCCCCACCAGCCCCGCCCAGCACCCGCCGCACGCUCUGCCACCGCUGCCGGGCCACCCGCCCAUCAUGGCCCCCGCGCCGUCGCCCUCGGUGAUGGACCUCAGCAGCCACGCCUCCACCUCUGCCUCGCCAAACUGUCUGCACGGCAGCCCCGCCGCGAGAGGUGCAUCUAAGCCCUUUCAAAGCCUCAGAAACACUCCCAGCCCCAUCGACCCGGACUCCAUCCAGGUCCCGGUGGGCUACGAGCCCGACCCGGCUGACCUGGCGCUGUCCAGCGUGCCGGGCCAGGAGAUGUUCGACCCGAGGAAGCGCAAGUUCUCCGCGGAGGAGUUGAAACCUCAGCCAAUGAUUAAGAAAGCUCGCAAGGUCUUCAUCCCCGAGGACCUGAAGCAGGAUGACAAAUACUGGGCCCGGCGCAGGAAGAACAACCUGGCCGCCAAGCGUUCGCGAGACGCCAGGCGGCUGAAGGAGAACCAGAUCGCCAUCCGAGCCGGCUUCCUGGAGAAGGAGAACUCUGCUCUGAGGCAGGAAGUGGCCGAGCUGCGCAAAGAGCUCGGACGCACCAAGAACAUCCUGGCCAAGUACGAGGCGCAGCACGGGAGGCUAUGAGCGCGCACAUACACUGUAGUAAUGGCUCCACUCACUAGAAAGUGAAGCUUCCAUCAAAAUGGAAGAAUAGUUGGGGUUUUUUAUAAUGUGGUCAUCAGGGGGCAGCAGAGCUCAUAAAAUGAAUGAAUGGUGUUUGCUCCCGUGCCAACAUUGCAUUGUUGGCAGCUUUACUUUGAAGUGAGUCGAGCCAAUUAGAGGCCAGAAUGUCUCCGCCCACCUCUAAGCUUCGCUGAGCCCGCCCCUCUCGCUAACUCUGCAAGUGUGUAUGUACGGAACGCGUGCGCGCCAGCCUCGUCAAUGUGAACCGCCUUCUGCUCUGCUCUUUCAAGAAAUGAGCCCAAAAUGCCAAAAAUGUUUUUUUUUUUAACCCCUCAGAGUUCGUUGUAAGCGUGAUUUGACGCCAUCAGGGAGCAAAUACCUUAUUAAUGACCAACCCAAAGAGCAGCAGAGAUGUUUUAUUUUGCUUUACUGAGCAGCUCAGGAAGCUAAAGCGGCCAGCUAGCAGGAGCUAGCAUUAGCGGUUAAAGCUAAAGCUAAAGCGUCAUGACAUCAAAAAGCCGUUUUGUGGAAUCACAAUAUAUUUUCAAUGUUUGAAAUGGAAAAAAACACAACUUACUUGGUUUUAAGUGUGUUUAGAAAGCAAACCGUGCAAUAAGUUGGCUGCUUUUCUUUUUUUUCCUCUGCGGUGUUCUACCAGUGUGUAGCUCAGUGCUGCCCCCAGUGGCAGAGCGAGGCAUGAAUGUAUUAUUGUCUUACACUUUGAUAAUGGAUCACUUUAGUACUGCAGACCAAAAGAAAGACCUUAAAGGAUAUAUUGAUAUAUAUUCCAAGUUGAAAUGUUUAUAUCGGUGUUUUUGUACAGUCUCUUUUCCUACUUAGAUAUUGGAUGUGUAUUUUGGAAAGCGUUACUUUAAGCACUACAGUGUUCAUUUAGAAAGCAAACUACGGGCAUUACGCAAGUGUUGAAUUUUGUCUUUUUCCAGCGUUCGAUUGAAAUACCUCGCCUGAAAUACCUGGUCGAUGACGUUUAUAGCGUGUGAAUGUAGUCACCCAACACAAAGCACUUAUUUUCUUUUUCUGCUGUCAUGUUUCAUUCUUUCCUUUGUCUCUUACUGUGGGUUUUAAGACAUUUGUCCUCAGUUUGACCCCGAACGUUGUCAAUAAAAGAAAAAAAAAUCU